GAGAAAAAAUCUGUCAGUUUCAGUGUUGUUUUGGAGUCGCGCACUGUCCAUAUCGCGAAUAAUUGCGGAUAAUGCAAUAUUAGCUGGCUUUCUCGCACCAGAAGAGCUGCCCAGAGUCCGAAUCCCACGCGAUAAGGUGUGCUGUGUGUGCUGGUGAGGUGCUGCUCUCGUGCUAUUCCCGGGCGAAAUCCAACGGCGUAGAAAGGUGCAUUUAUUGAUUUUCGAGGGCGAUGCGGGACUUGGCUACCAAAAUGGCUGAACUGAAAUUCGAGGCGCCCCUGGCGCAGUUCGAGGAGACAGACGAGUGGGGCCCCCUCGACUACCAGUCCACCAAUCUGGCCAACUUGCGGCCUCGCCUCACCAAUCGCGACCUCGAGAUGAAUCUCAAGGAGAACGGGAACGUGCCAUCGGAGAUUUGUGCAGAGGAGGAGACGCCCGCACUGCCGGAAACCACCUCCUCGGCGGUGAAUCUCAUCCUCAAGGAGAAUGACAACUUCAAUGAGGCCUUCUCCGGGAGCCUCGAGGAUCUAGUCAACACCUUCGACGAGAAGAUCACCAAGUGCUUCGGCAACUAUGAGGAGUCUGUGGCCAAUCUGGCGCCAGUGCAGAUCAGGAGUCAGGAAGACAUCAUGAAUGAGUGCCAGAUGUGGUGGACAAUCACUGGCAACUUCGGCAACAUCCUCCCGAUUGACUGGAGCAAGUCUUUCACACGCCAGAUGCACAUUCCCACACUGAAUCUAAACGAUAAGUCGCAGGACAAGAGCGAGAGUGAGGCGAAUGAAUUGUGUUCAGAGGACGAGGCGGUGGCGAAUGAUCUCGAUAUGCACACGCUGAUCCUCAAUGAUCUGGCCAGUGACACGGUGGAGCCGAUCAAGACGGCCGAGGAGGUGAUCAAGGAGAUUGUGGACAUCAUGGACGAGGUGUCGUCUAUUGAGGACGAGCCGCCGGCUGAGGUGCGCCUGGAGAAGACCAAAGAAAUCUUCGGGGAAAUCUUCUACGAGGACAAACUGAAGACGCUCACCAUCUCGCAGCUCAAUGAUCUCUACAUGGAGAUGGAGGUGCUGUUCCGUGACUACUCGGAGACGUUGAUUGCCGAGCUGGCGGCCAGGGAUGAGUUGGAGUUCGAGAAGGAGCUGAAGAACUCCUUCAUAUCACUCCUGCUGGCGGUGCAGAAUCGCCGGCGACAGUAUCACACGGAGAGAAAGCGCGACAAGAAUCGACACGACCCUGAGCCCAAAUACCUCACAACGGUGAUUCCAUAUCACAUGGAUGACGGACCACCGCCGCAUCAUACUCUUCAGAUUCUCAUCAAGAUUCUCAAGGCAAUAAAUGAAGACAACCCAACGGUUCCCACUCUCCUCACAGACUAUAUACUCAAGGUGCUGUGUCCGACAUAGAGAGUGACUGCGGAAGAAGGGCUUUUGGGAUUGUGUGUGCUGGAGGAGUGUGAAUCGCAAUUGUGCUAUAUUAAUUAUGUUUAAGAAGUCACAAGGCUUUUGGGAGGAAAGUGCAAAAUUGUGGCAAUAUUGAGGCCGAAAUCUGUCCGGAUGACGAGGCUUUCUUCUGCCCAUUUCUUCCUAGUCACAAUUUGUCAAUCACUUGAUACGCUUGGGUGCUUGAUUUACUGCCAGUCUAUUAAUUUAUCUCUCUUUCUCGCUCUUGUUGAAAAUGGAUUGAAUGCGUUGAGUCUCAAAGAGUGGCGGAAGAAUUAUUGUCAUCUGGAUGGGUUUUAUUUUCUUUCUUUCUCUCCAUUAAGUUUAUUUCUCCUUUUGCACUCUGAAAGGUGCGCGCGCGCAUAUGCUUAAAGAGAAAUUGGCUUUGAAGAUCAUGAGAAUUUUUGGUAGAGGCGCAAAAAGUAAAAAAAAAUGCUGUUCUUAUAGAAAAAGAAGAAUGCAAGUGAGAGAUUUCUUAUAUAAACCAAAAUUUCAUCCCUUUCAUGUUGUAUAAUCUCUCGAUAUUAAGUCACUGACGGAGUUCAGUAAACUCUUUCUCUCCUGAUGUGAUGUAGAGAAAACACCCCCCUCCCCCCCCCAUUGAAGAGUAAUUUCUACAUGUAUAUUAUGUAAUUGUAUCAUAUAAACAUUUAUGUACUUGUACAAGCUUCGGAGCACUUUUACAUGAUUUCACAAAGAAGAUAAAGGAGAAGGAAAUGCGAGAAGCAGUCAGAGGAGGAAAAAAUGUGAGACAUUUUAACGUGAUUCCUUUAAUUGAUAUAAAUUAAUACAAAUGCAGUAAAUAAUAAAAAAUCAAUGGUAAACUUCUUAACUCUUAAUAAGAGCUUCUUAUAUUUUUCACUCUUUAAUCAAACUCUAUAUAUUAUAUAUACGAGAGAGUUUUUUUUUUAUUAUAUAUUUUUAUAUAUUCUUUGUUGCAAUUUAAUGUUUAUUUUGACUUGUUUUUUUUUUAUCAAACACUCUGACUUUUUUAUUUUACAAUUAUUAUUUUUUUUGUCGUGAGAAGAGCAAAAAUGUUAGGUCGAUGACUCGAAAUAAAUGUGUAAAAUUUCGUGUUUUAAUCAACUUUAGUAACAGAAAGUGACUAAAUAAUAUUCAUUGAAGUUGUAUGGAAAGGAGAAGGAAAAAUAGAUGAUGUGAAGAAGGAUUUUUCUGUAAAAUUCUUGUAAUGCUGCAAGUGAAUAACGAAUAAAAGCUUUGAAAGUAUUGCCA
This is a messenger RNA of Phlebotomus argentipes, 2666 nucleotides long. RefSeq names its product fasciculation and elongation protein zeta-2 (gene Unc-76). Gene Ontology annotation, cellular component: axon; cytoplasm. The transcript is spliced from 4 exons. Lineage: Eukaryota; Metazoa; Arthropoda; Insecta; Diptera; Psychodidae. The coding region runs from base 231 to 1397 and encodes 388 amino acids. The record is from RefSeq and is a predicted model, not a curated record.